AUGAGCUUGAUGUCUCUGCCAGAUGAGAUUCUUCGAAAUGUCGUCCGUCAACUUGAUCAGGUCUCUCAGCUCGUGCUGGCACAGACAAGUCGUCCUUUACAGUAUCUCGCCGAAGAAGAGCUAUAUUGCAGCCUAGCAGACAGCUUCUUCUGCGCCCAUCGACAGUUCGAUCAUGAACGAGGACUCCGAGCGAAACAUGCGAAGUUGUUGUCGAGUCUCAAGGGAUGCGAUCAUCGACGAGCCUAUGUGAAGACGCUCUCCGUCACCCUUUAUCCUUUUGUUGUCCAAGAACCCAUUGCGAAGACUUUGAAACUCACAGCUGGAAGUCUGAGAAGUCUCCGCCUAGAACAGACGGCGACGUGCUUCCCACCACCGAUCCUAUCAGAUCUCAACAUCACCUUCCAGAACCUCGCCCCUCUCCCUCAUUUGACCCAUUUGGAGCUCACUCUCUCUUUCAUGGUCACGCCAUUGCUGAAUCAGCUGCUUAAACUUGCACCACAGCUUUCUUCCUUGACCUUCCGCCGACCAAGCUUGCCACAUUUUGACCCCAGGCCAUUUGGACUAGAUACGACUCUUGUCCUCCCCCACUUGAAGAACUUCAAAGCGGAAAAGAUGAGCAAGAGUAAUCUCAUGGUAGUAGUUGACCUGCUGAGGCUGCUCCCUUCGUUGGAGGCUCUCUCUCUCAGCUCCAUCACCAUGCUGCAUGAUUCGAAGCUCUGGUUACCAGUAGUCGAACAUCUCAGACCGAGAGCCAUUCAAUCAUUGCAAGUCGGCUUCAGCUCAAUGUGGGAUUUUGACGCACGAGGAGGAUUUCUUCACGUCAAAGAAUUGACCCUAAGGUGGGACUAUGAUGAUUGCUGGUUUCCAUUAUUGCAGGAUAUCUGCGUGCCGCCGCUUCCCAUGCUCGAAUCUCUGACUUUCGAAGCCAUCCAAGGACUACAACAUAAGCUCCUUCAUGGCUGUCAACGAGCACGAGUUGAUCUGUCUGACGGCAUCACCUCGAGAACGAUCCCCUCAUCUCUAGUAGCACGGAUAAUGGCAGCUCCAAGAUUGGAACAGAUUUUCUUCUUGCCGCCUCAGCAGGACUAUCUCCAGGAUCCCUCAGUUGAGCACGUCGAAUUCGUUGAGAUUCAUCGGGGAUCUCUCAGGGAAUCUGGCAUCGAACCGGGGCUUGCUUUGAGAGUGUUCUCCCACGUUCUAGAUCAUGGUGAGGGACUUCAAUCGCACUUGCGUGAGCCACAUCCUCCUUUCAAAUUCAAUGUCAAUAUCUCAGAGGCUUUCAAUCGGUUCUAG
Molecule: messenger RNA, 1293 nt
Organism: Kockovaella imperatae
Lineage: Eukaryota; Fungi; Basidiomycota; Tremellomycetes; Tremellales; Cuniculitremaceae
Exons: 3
Coding region: 1-1293 (430 amino acids)
Molecular function (GO): protein binding
Source: RefSeq, a predicted model, not a curated record